Messenger RNA from Pochonia chlamydosporia 170, 1719 nucleotides. RefSeq names its product arabinanase/levansucrase/invertase. Gene Ontology annotation, biological process: sucrose catabolic process. Bases 1 to 1719 code for a protein of 572 amino acids. The record is from RefSeq and is a predicted model, not a curated record. The transcript has a single exon. Gene Ontology annotation, molecular function: sucrose alpha-glucosidase activity. NCBI's taxonomy places the organism in Eukaryota, Fungi, Ascomycota, Sordariomycetes, Hypocreales, Clavicipitaceae.
AUGGCAUUCUCUCGAUAUAGACCAGUUUCCCACUUCAUCGCGCCGCACUCAUGGUCCAAUGAUCCCUGUGGCGCAGUAUACGUCCCAGAGUCCCAGGAAUAUCUCCUCUGUUACCAAUGGAACCCUGGCACCAGCGAGGGAGGCAACUGUGCUUGGGGCAUGGCAAAGAGUAAAGAUCUCGUUACGUGGGAAGAUUGUAUGCCCGCAAUUUGGAAUGGGACAACACAUGACUCUCUCGGUGUGUUCUCAGGAUCUAUCGUUUCAAGAUUAGUCGCAGGGCGGCGGGUGUUGUACCUGUUCUACACCAGUGUCUCUGCUGUGCCAAUCCACUGGUCCAAGCCGUACAUUGAGGGAUGCGAAACACAAUCAGUCGCUAUUUCAACGGAUCUGGGACGAACUUGGGUUAAAGACGAGAACAAUCCCUUAUCAAUAUCCGCUCCCUUGGGGACUGCGACGACAGGAUGGCGAGAUCCAUUUGUGACUCAAUCUGCAUCGAUGUCCCGGCUUCUCAAUAUCAACCUAGAAACCAAUUACAUGAUGAUUUCAUCGGGAAAAAGGGGCCAUGGACCUCAACUUCAUUUAUACAAGGCGCAGGAUCUAACCUCCAACCCAUGGAAAUACGUGUCAACGGUACUAGAUGUCGAACUACGCAGUCCAAUCUCGUUGCGGAGUGAUUUGACAUGGGGCGUCAACUUCGAAUGCGCCAGUUUCUUCACGAUUGACAACACAGACUACAUACUCAUUGGGGUUGAAGAUACUGAAGAAAGCCCGAGGCACUGCGGUCGUUCUUUGAUGUGGAUGUCAGGUAAUUUUGUGCUGGAUGACCAUAACCUGCCGACCUUCCGCAUCAAAGGCCAUGGCUUCCUCGAUAAUGGUGUUUUGUACGCUGCACAUGUCUUCAGAGACGCAGAAAAUCGAUUAAUACAACUGGGCUGGGCUGAUGAGACUGCCAAGAACAAGGUUGUCCAAGAACAAGGCUGGGCGGGUUUUCUGGGCCAUCCACGACAACUCUUCGAAGUAGUACGGCCGCUUGAUGAUUCUGCGGAAUUAUGGCCAGAAUGGAACAUUGAUAGAGCAUCGGGUGCAAUGACGACUCUCGGUAUUCGGCCAGCACCACAAGUCAAAACUCUCCGAAACCUCUCAUUAUCAGGGUUGUCUUCCCUCCAGGCUUUCAAAGGCAUUCAGUCACAGAAUUACGAAAUACAAGCAAACUUUUCCAAGCUGCAAGGCGAAGAAAAGUUUGUCUUCAACGUCCUCCAGUCACCCGACUCUACGGAGCUCACGCAGCUCAUUUUUGACCUAAAGCAACACCAAAUCAUCGUUGAUCGCUCGAAAUCGUCUUUGAAGCACUUGGGUGCAACUAACACUGACGCUGGAGAUCUGAGACUGCUUCCAGGAGAAGACCUUGUAAUCAGGAUAUUUGUUGACGUGUCCGUGGUGGAAAUUUAUGCAAACGACAGAUUUGCACUCACAUCCCGGGUGUAUCCGUCGUUGGAGACGUCGACAACUGUAUCAUAUGAUUUUGGCGAUUUUGAUGAACAGAAUGUGGAAUUUGACUGUUGGCAGGAUUUGAGGAAUGCUUGGCCAGCCAGGGAAUGCGACGACGAUCUGUUACGAGAAUUGCACCCACUGCGCCGCAAGGUAGAGUGGGAAUGUCCAGACAAAGGCAAUCUCGUUACAGUUGGUGAAAUGCCGGUAGAGAUGGCGGCUGCCUCUUAG